AUGUUGAAGAAGGUAUCACUAACUAAUGUUUACAGUAGUGAACUAACCAGACAAAGAAAAUCAAAGUUAGAACAAUUUUUAAAAAUUAAAGCAUUUUCAUACAAUCCAGAAACCGACUAUGAAUUCGAAAAUAAUAUUUCAAUUGGGUUAAUGGAUAAUGAAUGUACUUAUUGUCAAGCAUUAAAAUACAUAAACGAACCAACUGGUUUAUGUUGUGCAAAUGGAAAAAUUAAACUACCAGUCCCAAGGUGUCCAGUUGAACCCUUGUUAUCAUAUUUAAUCGAUAAUACUUCCAAACGCUGGAAUGCAAUUAAAAAGGAAGGAAAUUGA
Macrosiphum euphorbiae (potato aphid) is the source of this 330-nucleotide messenger RNA. The record is from the annotation of a GenBank genome assembly. Lineage: Eukaryota; Metazoa; Arthropoda; Insecta; Hemiptera; Aphididae.